Molecule: messenger RNA, 1917 nt
Organism: Musa acuminata AAA Group (dessert banana)
Lineage: Eukaryota; Viridiplantae; Streptophyta; Magnoliopsida; Zingiberales; Musaceae
Exons: 4
Coding region: 1-1839 (612 amino acids)
Source: RefSeq, a predicted model, not a curated record
AUGGCGUCGCUGAGCCCCGGCGUCCUCCUAAGGCUGCUCCAAGACAUCGACCGCUCCGACAACUCCCCUCGCCGCCCGCUCCACCACGCCCCCCUUGCUGUCCUCCAAGUCACCGGCAUCGUCCCCGCCGUAGCCGGCUCCGACCUCUCCCCCGACCGGGGCUUCUACGUCAAGGUCUCCGAUUCCUCCCACUGUGCCUACGUCUCCCUCCCUGCGGACCUCAACGACCUCAUCCUGGCCGACCGCCUCCAGCUCGGCCAGCUCAUCCAUGUCCGCCGGCUCGAGCCCGCCUCCCCCGUUCCGGUCCUUCGCGAGUUCCGCCUCCUCGAGGGCCGCCACCCCUGCCUCCACGACACGGUCGACCUUACUCGGGGACCGUCUCGCCCGGCCGCUCCGAGCGCCACCCCUCCUCGGCCUCCGACCGAGAACAACAAGCGGCAGCUGCACCGCAGGAGCAACUCGUUCGCGGGAGACAGGAGCGGCGCGGCCGGCAUGAGCUCUCCGUCCUUCACCGCCGUGAAAAGAGAGAGAAGGAGUUCGGACGUCCUGAACGAGCUGAAGAAGUUUAGCGUCGCGUGCAUGGAUGAAGACAUUUACGACUCCGACGACUCGCGGAUAUCUUACCCCUCGUCUCCCGCGUCUUCCAGAUUCUCAUACACCUCCUCCUCCUCCUCCUUCUCCUCCUCCUCGUCAUCUUCGUUCUCCUCCGCAUCGUCGUCCUGCACAGUGAGGCCGAGGAAAAGCUGGGAUGCCACGGGGAGGAUUCCAGAGAGAAGAAGAGGGAUGAAACCCUCAGUUCCGAGUCAGAGUGCCAGUGUUUCUCCGAAUAGGUUCGCUCGGCAUGUAAGCUUAACGCCACAAGAUGAUGCUUCUGGUGCCCUUUCAGCUUGCCCAACAAACACCCAGAGAUCUGUCAAAGCACCUGUGGGUUCUGCUAAGCGGAAGCUCCCUGAUUCAGAUAAAGCAUGCACAGAAUCCGAUAAGAUGGGCGUCAUCUCCGCAUUGCAACCUCCCAGCUUGAUGAAGCAUGCCAAGGUAGUGCUGAGGCAAAGGGACUCGACGCUGCAGGCUGCCGUAGAUGCGUUGCUAGAGGCAUCUGCUGCAGAGAAGCUAAGUGAAUGCUUCAGCAUGUACUCGGAGCUACAGUCGGACAAGGAUGGCGAUCCACGACACACGGUCAAUGGAUUGUUGACUUUUCAUCACAAGCUAGCGCAGACAAGAUUAAUCGCUCAAGCAUUGUCGAGAUCAAGCCAACCGAACUCAUGCGGUUGCAACUCAUCCAGCCCUGCUCCACUCACAUCAGUGGCGAGAGUUGCGUCGGAGAGACAACACUGUGCCACUUCGUGGAUCAAAGCAGCUCUGGAGUCGGAUCUCUCGCGACUCCCGGAGCAUCAAAAGACUGCUUCUGAGCCCCAGGAAGCACCUCCAAGCAAUGCAGACGUGCUAAGCCCCACCACCCACUCUCACAGGCCAAAGAAUACCGCUUCGUCCAUGGGGAGCAACAACCUGCUGCUGGCUUCGAGCGCGCUGCAGCACGAGUACAACAGAUGGUUUCUCAGAUACAUCGACAAGUUCCUCGACUCCAUCCAGGGCGAAACUGGAUACGGUGCAUGCGAGUUGGAGGUCGCCAGUUUGCUGUGCCAGCUGAAGCGAGUCGACGACUGGUUGAACGACGUCACCGGCAAGGAGGUAACCGAAGACGAAGCAGAAGCGUGCGAGAGAGUGAGAAGGAAGAUCUACGGCAUUCUGCUGCGGCAUGUGGAGAGUGCUGCCAUUGCUCUGGAAAGCAUGAGCACGCCCGAGGGGGAAAUGGACAGGGAUCUCAUGCUCUGUGGCUAGUGGGGUUUCUUGAGCCUGGAUGAGCCAAAACAAAGUGUUGAUUGCGGAUUUAUACUUUACUUUGUGUAUCGUGGAAGC